UAGAACAGGAGGUUUGUUGUGUGCUGCUUUUGUCUGCCUAAGAGAUAUCUGAAGAAGUGUGCAUGCACACAAAAGCUUAUACCCUGAACUAACUUAGUUGGUUUCUAAGCUGCUACUGGACAAUUUUCUUAUUAUCUUAUUUUACAUAGAUCAAACUGUUACAGUCUGUAACAGUUUAAUCUAUGUAAAAGCUAUUAGCAAUUUAAGUAGUUCCUACCUGCAUUGAACAUAAUAAUCUGCAACUGCAAGAAUACUAAGUCAAAGUUAUUUGUUCUUUAAACUUUAAACAGAGAGUGUCUUGUGUAGUUACUAUAGGAGGGAAAAUAGAAAUAAUAAAAGGGUCAAACAAUCCAGGGCUGUCUUCCACAUAUUUCACAUGAGGUAACUUGGGUGGCUGAACAAAAUACAGUCAUACCUUGAGUUGAAUGUGCUUCAGGUUGAGCGCAUUCUAGUUGCGCUCCACUGCAACCCGGAAGUAAUGGAUCGCGUUACUUUCGGGUUUCGCUGCUCGCGCUUGCGCAGACGCUCAAAAUUACGUCACGUGCAUGCACGGAAGUAGCGAAAUGCGACCCAUGCACACACAGAUGCGCCGUCGCGUCUCGCGUUCUAUUUGGGAUGCGAAUGGGGCUCCGGAACGGAUCCCGUUCACAUUACGAGGUACCACUGUAUAGGAAAAAUUCAUAGGGCAUAAGAAUAUUAGUGGGUUGGAAUAGCUGAAACAAAAAGACUGUGUAAGCCCCAGCCCCAAACACACAAAUCAAUAGACACAGAGGCCUCUGAUAUCUUCAGCCGCUAGCAGGAUGGCUGAGAUUUGUUUAUAUUUCUGGAUUUGCUUGGAACACAUGAGAAAGCAGGCCGCUAAUGCCACUGAACUCAGAUUAUGCAGGAGGUAGAACUUCCUAUUAUUCUUACUGCAAAAUCAACUUUUGAUAUUUCAAGUUCACUACCCUCAUUCAGGAACAGAAAGCCAUAUUUAGAUAGCCUUUUAUGUUUAUUUUUCAUAUUUGAUUUCAGACAUGGAUGAUUGUUUUCAAUGUUCAGAAGAUCAGUAUCCAAACAUUGGCCAAGAUAUAUGUCUUCCAAAAGAAAUAAGCUUCCUGACUUACAAUGAGCCUCUGGGGAUCAGUUUCGUCACACUUGCUCUUUUAUUGACCUUCACUACAACUUUGGUGCUUAGGAUCUUCAUCAAGCACAAAGAAACUCCCAUAGUCAAAGCCAACAAUCGGACCCUCACCUAUGUUCUCCUCAUAGCCCUCGUUCUCUCCUUCCUCUGUCCUUUACUUUUCAUUGGCCAGCCCAUAAGAAUAACCUGUCUCCUUCGACAAACUGCUUUUGCAGUGAUCUUCUCAGUAGCAGUGUCUUGCAUCUUAGCAAAAACAACUAUCGUGGUUCUAGCUUUUAUGGCUACCAAGCCAGGCUCCAAAAUGAGGAGAUGGGUGGGGGAAAAUCUGGCCAUCUCCAUUGUUCUUUUCAGUUCCCUCAUUCAAAUGAUGAUGUGUAGUGCCUGGCUGAUAGUUGCUCCCCCACUCCCUGAUUUAGACAAGCACUCAGUGACUAAAGAAAUUGUACUGCAAUGUAAUGAAGGAUCAGUCACCAUGUUCUACUGUGUCCUAGGCUUCAUGGGAAUGCUGGCCAUGGUCAGUUUCACUGUGGCUUUCCUAGCUAGGAAGUUACCAGACAGUUUUAAUGAAGCCAAGUUCAUCACCUUCAGCAUGUUGGUCUUUUGCAGUGUGUGGCUGUCCUUUGUUCCUACCUACCUGAGUACCAAAGGAAAGUACAUGGUGGCUGUGGAAAUCUUUUCUAUUUUGGCCUCUAGUUUUGGGUUACUGGGCUGCAUCUUCUUCCCCAAAUGUUAUAUCAUUUUGGUGAGGCCAGAGUUAAACAGCAGGGGACAGCUUACAAUAAGAAAGAAAUAAAGCAUGAACAAGUGUAUUUAAUGUAGCAUAUAAUAGCUGGACUGAAUCCCCUUGUAUUCAUUUUGCCUCAACCCAACAAAACUCUCCCCAAAAUCCCAUAGAGCAGACCAUGUAUCUGUUCUCCCUGGACUUUCCUCUUACACAGUACUGUUAUUAAGGGAAGCAGUGGCUCAUGUAACCUAGACUCAUAGAGCUGGAAGGGACCCUAAUUCCAAGAUGAUGAUUACAUAUUUUGAAAAUUCAGUUGGUUACAAGGUCUUCUAUAAUGUGCUUCUAACUUCUAACUUCAUCAAUACACCACUGGUCUUUUAUUAUCUAAUGAAAGGGUAAUAAAAAUAACAGUUCUGAAUAUGUGACAAACACAUUUUCUUCAGCAGUUCCAGAGGGAAUCCUUAGCAUUGGAUGAAUAACUACAUUGCUGCUUGAUGGCUAACAGGGUAUAAUUUGAGCUGCUGCUACUAAAAAUGCUUUAAAAAACAACAACCUGUGGACUUCCAGUGGCCACUGGGAAACCUAAUGCAAAGUAUACUAAAACUGAUCAGAAUUAAUCAGACUUGUGAUCAACAAGUCAGAUUUUGUAUACUCCCAGAUUGCGUCAUUUUGGGAAAAUAAACUACCAUUUAAAUGAGACAUUUUUUAUCUUGGAGAAGAGAAAACAUGGUUUCUGCAUAGAACAAACAGUUGCCGUCAUACUGAGCAUGGUGGUCUUAAUGUUAUUGUUGCUGGAACUGCUUUCUUACAAUGUAUGUCAGGCUCACAUAGCAAAAUGUAUGCUCCAAGGUCCACACCGUCCACUUCACAUGUAUCAUCAGCCAGGAGAGUUCCUCAUUGGUGGCAUUGUUUUCCAUGGUGGCUUCAUCUCCUCUCCAGCAACAUUCACUGAGGAACCCCCACCAGUACUGCCUGAAGAACUUGUGUAAGAACUAAGCCACUCAUUUAUUACAGCACAUGAAUGAUCAAACCAAGAGCUUCAGCCUCAGAAUAAUGACUGAGGCUGCAAACUUAUCCCCAUUUACCCUGGGAUAACCACUUUUGAUUUCAGUGGUACAUAUGCUGAUGUAAAAAUCCAUAGGAAGCUCUUGUGCAUUAAGAGAAUAGUGUAGAAUCUUCCAUUUCUUGAUAGGGAAAUGAAUAUAAAUGCAUUGAAACGUGUAUAUAUUUGUAAUUCUGAAGUAGCCCUUUUGAAAAGACGUUUUUGAUAGACUUUAUCUGAACAGGAGUGUUAGUGAGAAUGAAUAAAAAAAACACCCUGUUCUGAACCUGAAUGCUCAUAUUGUUUCAUUUUCUGAUCUUAGGCUAAUGUUUGUUUCACAAUGAUGGUAUAUAUUAUGAAGCAUAGAAUUCUGUGAAUCACAAAUGAGUUUCAGCAGGGACAAAUGUCAGGUUCUGCAGUUAGGCAGGAAUUACCAGCUGCACAAAUCUAAGACAGGGAACACCUGGCAUGCCAGUAGUACAUGUGAAAAGGAGUCUGCAUCAACAGAGGUAUAGUGCCCCAAUCAAAAGAAGUAAUAGAGCAGCUCUAUUCUUCCAUGCUCAGACCACACCCGGUGUACUGUGUUCAGUUAUGUCCGGCACUAUUUAAGAAGGAAAUUGACAAGCUGCAACAUGCUCAGAGAAGGAUGACACAUAUGGUCAAGGGUCUGGAAGCCAAAAUUAUGAGGGGGUUGGGUAUGUUUAGCUAUGAAAAUAGAAGACUGAUGGGAUGUAGGAUAGCUAUUUUCAAUUAUCUCAAGGGCUGUCACCAGGAAGAUGGUGCAAGCUUGUUUUCUCUUGCUCCAGAGGGAAGGACCCAAACCAAUGGAUUCAAGUUGCAAGAGAGGAGAUUCUGUCUAAACAACAGGAAGAACUGGCUGAUUAUACAGUAAGAACUGUUCAGCAGUGGAAUGGACAGGGAGUUAACUCCACUGAAUUUGAUAUGAAUAACUACAGUGUUGAUAUGUAAAAAGAUAUAUCUGUUCCUUCUAUUGCCAUUUGCAACUAUCAUUCUAGGGUGGUGCCUAAGCUUUACCAGCACAUUGCCGCCUUGGUGUUUGCUGUAAAGGAGAUCAAUGAAGACCCUCACAUCCUACCCAAUAUCACCUUGGGCUUUCACUUAUAUGACAGCUAUAACAAUGCAAGGAGCACAUAUCUCGCCACACUGCUGCUUUUAUCCAGGGUGGAGAAAUUUGUUCCUAACUAUAUAUGUGAUGUUGAAAAUAAUCUGGCAGGGGUCAUUGGAGGACUUGAUUCUGAAAUCUCCUUUUAUGUGGCAACUGUUUUGGAUAUCUAUAAGAUUCCACAGGUAGGACACCUAUGUACAAUACCUAAAUUAGCUUGCAUAGAUAAAGAGGCUGAUUUCACAGCACCUGUUCAGGGUGUAUUACCAGUUCAGGGCAAGGAUGAAAUUGGAGCAGAAUCAGUUCUUUGGAAAGUAAAGGUGGUACAGAAUUAAAAUAAAAUAAAAUUACCUGAAUAAG
Podarcis raffonei (Aeolian wall lizard) is the source of this 4372-nucleotide messenger RNA. RefSeq names its product vomeronasal type-2 receptor 26-like. NCBI's taxonomy places the organism in Eukaryota, Metazoa, Chordata, Lepidosauria, Squamata, Lacertidae. The coding region runs from base 1017 to 1916 and encodes 299 amino acids. The transcript has a single exon. Gene Ontology annotation, biological process: G protein-coupled receptor signaling pathway. The record is from RefSeq and is a predicted model, not a curated record. Gene Ontology annotation, cellular component: membrane. Gene Ontology annotation, molecular function: G protein-coupled receptor activity.